Conger conger (European conger) is the source of this 1673-nucleotide messenger RNA. Its product is annotated as T-cell surface glycoprotein CD3 epsilon chain-like. Gene Ontology annotation, molecular function: transmembrane signaling receptor activity. The record is from RefSeq and is a predicted model, not a curated record. Gene Ontology annotation, biological process: cell surface receptor signaling pathway; positive thymic T cell selection. NCBI's taxonomy places the organism in Eukaryota, Metazoa, Chordata, Actinopteri, Anguilliformes, Congridae. Gene Ontology annotation, cellular component: alpha-beta T cell receptor complex; external side of plasma membrane. Bases 218 to 763 code for a protein of 181 amino acids. The transcript is spliced from 5 exons.
GCUUCCUGCUCUGAGAGAGCGAGCGAGAGAGAGAGAGAGAGAGAGAGAGACAGAACAAGGGAAAAGACUGACAGUGAAGAGAAAACAGUGAAAGAAAUUAUAUAUUAGCGCAUACUUCUUUUCAAGGUCAACUUCUGUUCAUCCACUGUUAUUGGGUCUGCUUUUGGCCCUGUCCUAAGCCAUUUUAAGUGUUAUUUCACCUCGAUCAGGAGAACGGAUGUCUCUGCAUGGUCUGGCAAGAAUGAACAAGGUUCUCCUUGUAUUCGUCUUCGCAUUGGUGGUGGUGGAGUGUGCAGAAGUGGGAGACGUGUCAUUCAAAGGAAUGCAGUUCACUAUCACGUGUCCAUACGAUUCCUCGGAUAUAGCGUGGUCAAGAGGUCCAGCUGAUGGAAGAACAUUAACGACUGAAUACAAUGAGACGAAUAAAGGGGAGUAUAAGUGCAGCAGCGCCAACACCGAAGGAAUCACUGAGCAUUACUAUUUCUAUGUGCAAGGAAAGGUGUGUGAGAACUGCUAUGAGCUGGAUGGGUCAGUGCUGAUAGGGCUGAUUGGUAUGGAUCUGCUGGUCACCGGAGGUAUCCUUAUCCUCAUUUACAACUGCACUCGGAGGAAAUCCGCAUCUGGACCCUCCACUGCUCCAGCAUCUAGACGUCCCGUACGUUCAAGUGCUCCAUCGGUGCCUGAUCGCGACUAUGAGCAACUUAGCCAUGCCACACGAGACAGGGACACCUACGCCGUCCCAGGAGUGAACAGGACCGGCUAGACUGCUGCGUCCCAAACAGUCCUCCACCGGAAGACUCUGAUAUCCCACAUUUCCCCGUCCUUAGUCUCUCCUGCCACCCCCCGCCUCGCUGCCCACUGCAUCUCCUGGUUAGUUGUCCUGGCUACAGUGCAAUUUGUUUUUAGCGCGUUUUAUAUCUUCAAACAUUGUCUUUGGCUGUUAUUUUGUAGUUACCAAAAAAUUAUAUUUGCCAUUGAUGUAUUCAUUUUAAUAGCUUUUUAGCUUGAUAUUUAAUUAGUAGCAAACUCAAAGUUUUGAUGUUUAAUGGUACAGCUCUAGCUGUUUGUUGAAAGCAGAAAAUGGAAAAUGUUUCAUAUUUCUUAAGAAAGUUACUUCAUUAAUAUAAAUAGUAAACAAUUAUCAGCAAUAUAUUAUUAUUGUUCAUUGUGCUGCAAACAUGUUUUUUUGUGCAGCAAAAAAAACAGUUUUUGAGAACUGUGAAUUCUAUUGUGUAAAUUCUUUGAUAAAAAAACCUGUUUGAUAAAAAUAGUUCAACAAAUGUAAUUAAUUUCUCAUAUUUCAAUUUUUCAUAUUUAUGUAUAAUAUAAUAUGUUUAUUUUCAGAUUUCAAACAAAUACUGAUUAUUUAUACAGAUAUUUUGGCAUUGGCAUCCUUUUAAAUGUAAUAAUAAGACGUUAAAUUAAGUAAAAUUUGAAUGUGAAAAGAAGGAUUAUGCUUGUGUUUAUCAACAAGAGGAAACAAUUGCAUUGACAUUUCAAUGAAGUAAAACUUGAAAUUUUCAAUUAGUGAAGAAAAAAGAUCAAAAAGAAUCACUAUAACCCAUAUAGCUGUAAAUGUUAUUAUUAUCAGAUAAUCUAAAAUGUACUCUAUGCCUAAUUUGUAAACUCAAAUUAAUGAGCACCAGUUAAAUUACAUUAUGUGCUGAGGGUAU